Molecule: messenger RNA, 1164 nt
Organism: Drechmeria coniospora
Lineage: Eukaryota; Fungi; Ascomycota; Sordariomycetes; Hypocreales; Ophiocordycipitaceae
Product: putative rhamnogalacturonate lyase C
Exons: 3
Coding region: 1-1164 (387 amino acids)
Molecular function (GO): hydrolase activity
Source: RefSeq, a predicted model, not a curated record
AUGGCAUCACCCAAGACGCGGCGGACACGAAUUGUCUGCAUCUCAGACACGCACAACCACGCCUUUGGCCUGCCCAAAGGGGACGUGCUGAUUCACGCAGGAGACAUCACCAACCAGGGGAGCUAUUCCGAGCUUUCCAAGGCCAUCAAGUGGCUGGAAGAUGCCGACUUUCAAGCCAAGAUUGUCGUCGCCGGAAAUCACGACAUUACCUUGGACGCCGAAUUUUACACCAAGCAUGGCCACUUGUUCCAUAACCAAGUCUCUCAGAACCCAGCAUCGUGCCUCGCGCUCGUUGCCUCCUCGCCCUCCGUCACCUACCUCGCCCACGAGGCCACGACGAUCCGGCUGCAGUCCCCGACAGGACCGCGUACAGAGUUCACGGUAUUCGGCUCGCCUUACUCGCCGCGCCACGGCGUGUGGGCGUUCCAUUACGACUCUCCCAACGGUCCUUCCUCCGCCGACGCGGACCUCACGGCACUGUGGGAGCGCAUCCCUCUGCAGGCCGACAUUGUCGUCACCCACACGCCGCCCCGGACGCACCGCGACGACGCCGACGACGGCGAAAGGACGGGUUGUGAGGCGCUCAGACGCGCCCUCUGGCGGGUGAGGCCAAAGCUCGCCGUCUGCGGUCACAUUCACGACGGUCGGGGGGCCGAGCGCGUGACCUGGGAUCUGCAUGAGCCGAACGUCGCCUACGCGGAGAAGGGCACCAUCCUCUGGACGGACGCCGGAGAGGGCAACAAGAAGCUUAGCCUCAUCGACCUCACCGGUAAACAUUCACGCCCGCUCGACAAUGAUGGCACCGACCCAUCUCGUACAAGGACGAGCACGGCACCGUCGUCGGAGCACCAUGACCUUGCUCAAUCAAGCCCAUCACCGGCCUCGCCGUCUUCUGCUGGAGACACUUUGGAGCCGGGCUCUAGGACAGAAGCUGGUCGCGAGGUCGCUUGCAAGGGACAUGGACUGGCCGGAGACCCAAACGCGGCACCGUGGGAUUGCGAAGCUCUCGUCGGACGAAUGGGACGCAAGGAGACGUGUGUCGUCAACGCGGCGAUUAUGAAGAGCAGCUAUCCGCACGCCGGCGGGAAGAAAUUCCACAAGCCCAUCGUCGUCGACGUUGACUUGCCAGUUUGGGAGCAAGCCUCGACGGACGACGUGGCAUGA